Molecule: messenger RNA, 1858 nt
Organism: Arachis duranensis
Lineage: Eukaryota; Viridiplantae; Streptophyta; Magnoliopsida; Fabales; Fabaceae
Exons: 10
Coding region: 217-1353 (378 amino acids)
Biological process (GO): proteolysis
Molecular function (GO): metalloendopeptidase activity; ATP-dependent peptidase activity; ATP binding
Source: RefSeq, a predicted model, not a curated record
UACUAGAUUCUUUUUCCCUUAGUCCCUUAGCCAUGGCCUAGGAUUCACUCAGCGCGUCCUCAAGACCCACUCUGAGUCUUUGACCCUCACACUUGUACACCCGCACGGUGGCCUCUUCUCUCUUCGUACCGCCAUCCCUACCCUCUCUUCGUUCCGUUGUGUAGAGAUCUCCUACUCCUCUUUGUUCUCUGCUCCUGCACCGAGUCCCCAUUGGAUAUGCCUCUGCAGUUUUCCACUCUCCGUCCAUUUUCCCUCACUUUCCCUCCACCACCUCGCGAACGCUCCCGCACUUGCUGGCCGCGAGGGGCCUUCCGAGAAUGGGGAGAGUACGAGGAGGCCGUGAAGCGGAAGGACCUUGCCGGAGCCCUCAAGUUCCUCAAAACUCUCGAGGCUCAAAACCCAAUUGAGCCAUCAAGCGAUGCUUCAAUCACUGAGUCUACUCAGUCCCGGUUCCGCGAGUUGGAGUUGUUUGGGCCGCAAAAGGAUUGGGAGGUGCUUGACACAUGCUUGAAUGCUGAUGACAUGAAGCUUGUUGCCAAUGCGUACAGGUUCCUCAAGGAUCGGGGUUUCUUGCCCAAUUUCGGAAAAUGCAGGAACAUUGUUUUGGAGGGUCCAAGGAACAUAACACCAGAUGUCUUGAGCUCUUCAACUGGCUUGGAAGUGACUAAACUUGCUCCAAAGAAGUGGGGUCUUUCGCCUAGUUCAAGCACUGCCUUGGUUGCUUUUCUUGGUGGAGUGUCCUUUCUCAUUUCACAAGGUAUUGACCUCAGGCCCAACCUUGCAGUUAUAUUAGGUCUAGCCUUUGCAGAUUCUGCAUUCCUUGGUGGUACUUGUUUAGCUCAAAUCUCAAGUUACUGGCCACCAUAUCGACGGCGUAUUCUCAUUCAUGAAGCAGGACAUCUCCUAACAGCAUAUCUGAUGGGUUGCCCAAUUCGAGGAGUAAUUUUAGAUCCAAUAGUUGCAAUGCAAAUGGGCAUUCAAGGACAGGCAGGGACUCAGUUCUGGGAUGAGAAGGUUGCCAGCGAUCUCGCUGAAGGCCGACUUGAGGGCACAGCUUUUGACAGGUACUGCAUGGUACUUUUUGCUGGCAUUGCAGCUGAAGCUCUUGUUUAUGGUGAGGCAGAGGGGGGAGAAAAUGAUGAAAACCUAUUCAGAAACAUCUGUCUUCUUUUGGAGCCCCCAUUAUCUAUAGCUGAGAUGUCUAAUCAAGCAAGAUGGUCGGUUUUGCAAUCUUAUAAUUUGCUCAAGUGGCACAGAGCUGCGCACCGAGCUGCCGUUAAAGCAUUGGAAAGUGGUGCCAGUCUGAGUGUAGUAAUUAGGAGGAUUGAGGAAACUUUGUAUUCCAACAAAUGAUCCUUGGAAAUUCAGAAUUAUAGACAAAACAAUUUAUGUUCAACUUACAAGGGUUUUCACAACCGAUCUGAAGUGCAGCUGGUUUUACUGGUCUGCGUAUAGUUUUCAGAUGCCCUCUAUUGGACCUUGUAUAGGAUGAAAGAGUGCUAUGCUGCAAACAAUUGAAGAAUUUCAGCUUCAGCAAGUGACCUCUUUGUUCACUUCGGUGUUCACACUGAGACAUGAGCCAUUCCAAAAGUUGCACCUCGCUUGGCUAAAUAAUACUUGGAACAAUAUUUGAUACAUACGGAGAAGUAACCAAUAGUCUGUUAGUUGAAUAAUUUGGAGCAUGCUUAAGGUUUAUUUUAUUUCACCAGAAAUAUUGGCCGUGGUUGAAAUCAAUCUCGAGUUUGUUUGUAAAUAACUAUUUAGGGCAACUAUUUAUAUCAAUUGGUAUUUCAUAAGAUUGUGGACAUAGGUAUGUGAAUCGUUUUACCCCUAGUUAGAACAUUCCAUUUCCCCUGAA